Cydia pomonella (codling moth) is the source of this 1767-nucleotide messenger RNA. RefSeq names its product proton-coupled amino acid transporter-like protein CG1139. The record is from RefSeq and is a predicted model, not a curated record. The transcript is spliced from 8 exons. Gene Ontology annotation, molecular function: amino acid transmembrane transporter activity. Bases 240 to 1577 code for a protein of 445 amino acids. Gene Ontology annotation, cellular component: vacuolar membrane. NCBI's taxonomy places the organism in Eukaryota, Metazoa, Arthropoda, Insecta, Lepidoptera, Tortricidae. Gene Ontology annotation, biological process: amino acid transmembrane transport.
CUAAAGGCACAGACCAACUAAAAAACGUCACCUAUAAGAAAAUGCAUCACCUAACCUCAUAAUGAAAUCCUCUGUGCUCGCUGACAUUGACACCACUCAAUAAAUAAUGAAUCAAUUGGCAAGAUUUGUGUGGGAUUCAUUAACCAUAACAAUUUAUAUAAAUUUACAAUAUAAGCUAAUAAAAUUUUAUAAAUUAAGUUAAGUUUUUCCGAGGCAAUAAGGCAAGAGAAACUAGCACCAUGUUUAUUUACGAAUUUAUGGGUGGUGUGCUCGAUGCUAUUACUGGAGACGAUGGUGCAGACGACGAUCCAGAGCGCGGGUAUGACCCCCACAAACAUCGCAAAAUUGAAAAACCUACCUCAUAUUCCGAAACCAUGGUGCACAUGUUGAAAGGCAGUAUAGGUGCCGGAAUCCUAGCAAUGCCCGAUGGCUUCAGACGCGUGGGCCUUAUUGCAGGCGUCAUCGGUCUAAUCUUAAUUGGCGCAUUUGCUACAUAUUGCAUUCAUAUGCUCAUCGCAGCGCAAUACCUUUUAUGUAAACGCGCUAAGAAAGGUUAUAUGUCGUAUUCGCGCUCUAUAAGGACCGCGAUAGAGUCGGGCCCUACUUCUCUCCGAUGGCUGUCCAAAUUCUUGGGCAAGUUUGUUAACGCUGUCCUAGUCGUGUGGCAACUUGGACUAUGUUGCGUCUACAGCGUGUUUGUAGCAGAAAACGUGAAACAGGUUUGCGACUACUAUGGGUUUGAAUAUGCAAUCCGACUGCAUAUAUUAAUGGGAUUUGUUCCACUUCUUCUCCUAAACAUGGUGAAGAGUCUUAAACUGCUAUCGCCAAUAUCAUUUAUAUCAAAUGUAAUAACAAUUUUCGGCCUCAUUCUCGUGUUCUACUACUUGAUGGAGGAUGACCUGGAGGUCGACACCGAAAUGCUUCGACCAAAGAGUCUGAUCGACUUCCCCGUUUUUGUGGGUAUAACGCUGUUUGCCCUCGAAGCGGUCGGAGUGAUUUUAGCGUUGGAAUAUAAUAUGGAUGAACCCAAGAAGUUUGUGGGAUGUUUCGGCCUUUUUAAUGUUGGCAUGGCAAUAAUACUAAUUUUAUAUUGUAUAGUCGGAAUUUUUGGCUAUAUGAAAUACGGCAAAGAGAUUGAAGCCUCUCUCACACUUAACCUACCACGACAUGAAAAAAAAGCACAAGUGGCCAAAUUAAUGUUAGCAUUAGCUAUAGGGCUAUCACAUCCGUUGCAAAACUUUGUAGCAUAUGUUUUGAUUUGGAAUUCAUGUAAGAAGAAAUAUCAAGGCCCGAGAGCACGCCUGCUCGACUACUCCUUGCGUGUAUUACUCGUCAUAAUACCUGUUGCAAUGGCAGUAGCGGUGCCGGAGCUCGGGCCCGUCAUUUCGCUGGUGGGCGCGCUGUGCCUGUCGCUGCUGGCCAUCGUGUUCCCUGCCCUAAUCGACCUCUGCCUCUGGUACCCAGAUAAUUACGGACUACUCAAAUACAAGCUCAUUCGUGACAUUGUAAUCAUGUUACUCGGGUUUUUUGGCUUAGUGUCCGGAGUGUAUACUAGUAUAUUAGAAAUCACGCAUUAAAUUACAUACAAAAAAUUUAACCCUUUCAUUUUACAAAGCACAGUGGCCCUAUAUUAUUUUUAUUACUCGUUGACUGAAAUAGUUGAAUUAAGAUUUCGUAUACCUAACUGUUAUUGGGUAGUAUUUGGAAAGUAUUAAUUCGUUGCUUACAAAGUUAGUUUCAUAUUUAAGUUUACAGGAGGAGUUAAUG